This is a messenger RNA of Alexandromys fortis (reed vole), 1993 nucleotides long. It is a transcript of the gene Cd5l, whose product is annotated as CD5 molecule like. The transcript is spliced from 6 exons. Gene Ontology annotation, molecular function: serine-type endopeptidase activity. Gene Ontology annotation, biological process: zymogen activation. The record is from RefSeq and is a predicted model, not a curated record. Lineage: Eukaryota; Metazoa; Chordata; Mammalia; Rodentia; Cricetidae. Gene Ontology annotation, cellular component: plasma membrane. Bases 115 to 1167 code for a protein of 350 amino acids.
UCUGAUAAAACUCCUGUUGCACACAGGACUUGUCCCUCUUCCUUCCCUAGCAUUCAAACCCAGCCUUGCUGCCCGAGACCUAGAUCCAGCACACCGGCUUCAGCUGCCUGGCUCAUGGCUCUCCUGUUAAACUUGAUGCUCGCCAUCUCAACCAUUUUUGUUGAAUCCUGCCUCUCAGAGUCUCCAUCCAAAGUUCGGCUGGUAGGAGGCGCUCACCGCUGCGAAGGGCGAGUGGAGGUAGAACGCAAUGGCCAGUGGGGGACUGUGUGUGAUGAUGGCUGGGACUGGGAUGACUUGGUAGUGGUAUGCCGGGAGCUGAAUUGUGGAGCAGCCAAGAGAACCCAAAGUGGUGCAUCAUAUAGGCCACCAGCACCAGAAGAUCAAAAAGUUCUUAUUCAAGAUGUCAACUGCAGUGGGGUUGAAGAUACAUUGUCUCAGUGUGAGCAAAAUGAGGACGUUUAUAACUGCCCACAUUCGGAAGAUGCUGGAGCACGGUGUGUGAACCCAGACAGCGAUGUGCGACUAGUAGAUGGUCCGGGGCGCUGCCAGGGCCGAGUGGAGGUGCUACAUCAGGAACAGUGGAGCACUGUGUGCAAGGCAGGCUGGAACUUACGGGCUGCAAAGGUGGUGUGCAGACAGCUGGGAUGUGGGCGGGCACUACUGACCCACAGGUGCUGCAACAAGAUGACUCAGGGCAAAGGACCCAUCUGGAUGAGGCAGGCGUCAUGUUCUGGACAAGAAGCAAACCUUCAAGACUGCCUUCUAAGGCCUUUGGAGAACAAUUGUACCCAUGAUGAGGACACGUGGAUGGAAUGUGAAGAUCCCUUUGAGUUGAGGCUGGUUGGAGGAGACAACCCCUGUGCUGGGAGGUUGGAAGUGCUGCACAAGGGUACAUGGGGCUCUGUCUGUGAUGAUAGCUGGGGAGAAGAGGAGGACCAAGUGGUAUGCAAGCAACUGGGCUGUGGGAAGCCCCUCUCUCUAUCCUUCAAAGCCCAAAAAAGCUACAGACCUGGUGCAGGCCGCAUCUGGCUGGAUGAUGUGGUUUGCUCAGGGAAGGAGAAGUCCCUGGAGUCCUGCCAGCACAGGCUGUGGGGGUAUCAUGACUGUACCCACAAGGAAGAUGUGGCAGUGAUGUGCUCAGAAAGCACCCCGGAAUUUGAUGUGUAACCUUGAUCCUUGCCUGACCUGGAUCCCUGCUGCUUGCUUACUUGGGCCCUGAUUCUCCAAGUGAUUAUAACUGGUCAAGGACUUUAGCCACCUCUCCCUGAGCCCUUGAGAGAGUGGACAACGUACUCAUAUCUUGAUCUCAGGGAUGCACACCCCAUAAUCACCUCAAGAUAAGAACUGCUGAGCUCCCUGGAUGAAGAAGUGUUUCCAGUUGCCCUAUGCCUUCCAUUCUCUUCCCAGCCUAUCUGCAACUCUUGGGCCUCACAUGUGACUAAGGCACGGCCUGUUUAUAAUAACAUCAAGACUGUGAAAACAAAAGGAGGGCUUAAAGGGAAUUAUGGGUAGACAGCAUUUUAGGGGUAUGGAGAAAAUAGACUUUUUUGAGGCUUUGAAACUUUUAGAACAAGUGAAGUGAUCAUAACAACAACACUGCACUGCUCUGCCGUCUCUCAGGAGUCGCAGAGUGCUUUCCUGCAGCGCUUGGAUGUUUCUCACUGAGUUCUAGGUAUCUACCCAAAGCUCAUACAUUUGAAGUUUGGUGUCUGAUGUGAACAGUAUCCUGAGGCAGGGCCUUUGGGACCUAACUGCAUCACAUGGUCUGAUCCCUCAGCCUUUAUGAAUGAAUUAAGCCCUGAUGAAUCCACUGGGAGGUGAUAGAAACUUCAGGAGUUGGGACCCAGUAGAGGAAGAAGGUUACUGGGGCUUGCCUUUGGAAGGGGACAUGUUGUUCACAGUUUGAUCCCCUUCCUGUGUUCAAGGGUUGAUUCUGUAUCUUAGCUUUUGUGAAUUAUGCUGCAAUAAACAUGAGUGUUUGGGUAUUUCCUGA